UGCUGGGAGAGAGCGAGAGGGAGGCGCCCAAAAUAAAGAUGGCCGCAAGUUGCGCCUGAGAUAUACGUUUUUGGUUGAUGCUAGACUUUGUGGCGGAGAGGUGUCUUCUGCCGGCGCCAUUUUGGUGAAGCCAAUCAGUUAAAGGCCGCAGAUCUGCCACCGGCUGUCUCCUCUAUAGGGGCUUGUCAUGGAUAUGUGCUGUGCCAGAUAGAGAUGCUGUGUCUGCUGGGGUAUCAGAUUGGCCACUAUGCGGGACUAGUGGCAUAACACAGUAAAUGGGGUAAAUCAUGUAUGUAUGGUGCAUACUUCUGAGCAUGUCAGUGUAAGCAGAUUUACGUGUGUAUAGAAGCUUGCCACAUUUCAGUCAGUGUGUGUAAUACAGCAUAUACUGCAAUUGUGGUACCGCUAGCGCCGUAUAAGCAUUGUGUGUAUGUUAGAGCCUGUAAUAUUCUAGCUGUGGUCUAUUUGAUGUGUAUGGCUAUGGCAGCUACAGCAGAACUCGUCAUGUACUAGGAUUUGUCGUUUCCCCGACAACCUCACACCAUGGCAAUCUUGCACAGUGGUGUGUUAUCCUUGGGUACGGCUGCAUUGUCUCCCUGUAAUCCUGAGCAGGAAUCCCAACCAAUAAUGUUACCGGUGUCCUCCCUUAUCUCCUAAAUGGCUUCUACCUGUGUUCUGAACAGCCUGAAUGUAAUAGGCCUGGUUGGUACUUUUCAGCCGCCUGUGACUAAAGGUGUUGAAUGAAUUGUAUUAGUAUAGAGGAGGUUAGGUAUGGAAGAGGAACAGGACAAAGGACCCGUUACUAGUUCCCCUAGAAAGCUACUGAAAAGGGCCAAAACAUGGGAGAUUUCGGAUUCUGAGAACGAGGAAGAGUCACUUAGUGUCAAUAAGGAUCCUGAGCCACAAAUAGAGGCUACAGAAUCAUCAAGAGGGGAUGAGGAGGGUCUUCGUAGCAAUGUAGGAGAUGGGGAACUAUUGCCGCCGGUGCUGGGGAGUCCUGGUGGAAACCCAGAAACAAAAGAUCUACCGAGCGGUGACCAGGAGGGUUCAGGCCUUACACCAAGAUCUAAAGACCCACCCGAACGCUCAGAGGAGGACAAUGAAGAUUCCCCUGUUGAUGUAAAUUUGUCCACCUUCUCCCUGCCUCUUCCCGGCCCCACCAGUCUCCAUGCAGGGAGGAAAACAAAGAGGAGGAAGAGUCCUGAGGAACUGGAGGCUGAGCGGGAGCAGUUGGAGGAGAGGAAGAAGGAGAAAGAGGCCAAGAGGCAGGAGAAUGAGAGAGUCCGCUCUCUGGAAAAGGCGGAGAAGGAGAAAAGAAAAGCUUCUGCGCUGGCGCUAAAGCUCCUGAGACCAGACCAGUGUGGAAAGUACAUGACAGUCAUCGUUGAUGCAGGCCUCCUCCAGGACGCGGGCUCAGAAGAUGUACUGGAAGCCUUGCAGACGGCUGAGUAUAAUUACUCCAUCGUGCCACAGUCUGUGCCGUGGAGCAUCGCCUGGAAGAGAGAGAUGCCUGGAGACUGGACAUGUGUAGAGGGUCUGGAGUUGUGUAAAGCGGAAGAAGAUGAGCUGAUGAUUCUGGUGGAGCCUGGAGAUUUUCUCACGAGUGUUCGCUGUCACGUGCAGGCACCUGUAACCUCCAGGUAUACGGAGACCCCAGCCUCUGUAUUUGCUAUGGCCAACAAAUACCCUGGAAAGAAGAUCACCCUGGUUCUGUUGGGGCUCCGUGACUAUCGUAGGUGUCAAAGACUGUCUCGCAGAAUGGAGAGACACUCGCCAAAGGCCAGAGAUGGGUGUGGCUGGGAGGACGGCCAAUCGGAAAGUCCUGUUACCAGGCAGCAGAUAGAUGAGGCCCUUGUCUAUUUGCAGCUUCAUCAGGAGACUGGAGUCCUAUACCUGGACACGUGGAAAGAACUCGGACAACACGUAUGUGCCAUGACGAAGAGUCUGGCUCAGCGUCCGUUCCGGAUGCACUGGGAGGCCCAGACGUACUCUUUCUGCACCUCGGCGGGGAGCUGGCGCGGAUGGGGACCCCGGGGAUCGCUCACAGGUUUACCCCUGGCUUGGAGGAGACAGAUCCAGCAGUUCAACAGAGUCAGUCCGGCAAUGGCUGCAUCCAUAACAGAGGCCUAUCCUUCUCCUCAGCUCCUCAUGCAGGCUUAUGCGGAGUGUAGUACUGAGCGUCAGCGACAAUCCCUCCUCUGUGACCUGCGUGUGCCGCGUAAUGCACGAGCCGCUGAAGAUGCUGAUGACCCCGAUGAGCAGGUCCGUGUCGAACUAGAUGUUGACCAAGCCCCGGACAAAGAGAGGCGCAUUGGCCCUGACUUGUCACGACGCAUCUGGCUCUUCAUGACGGCAACAAAUCCUGAACUGGUUUUGGACUUGACCUCCUAGCGCAUGAACUCCUACAUUGGUUUCUUGAAACUGGUCUUCCCGUUAUGCAGGCUGGACAUCUGACGGACAUCUCUAUUGAAGACUGCAUGUGUGCGGCUUUAAGAUGUCUUAUAUUUGGUGCUCAAAUGCUGUUUACAGUAAGGAGACUCCCAUUCAGUCCCUCCGAUUAAAAGGAUUAAAACUGCUGGAACUGUUCAA
Molecule: messenger RNA, 2589 nt
Organism: Pseudophryne corroboree (corroboree frog)
Lineage: Eukaryota; Metazoa; Chordata; Amphibia; Anura; Myobatrachidae
Gene: EME2
Product: essential meiotic structure-specific endonuclease subunit 2
Exons: 8
Coding region: 772-2391 (539 amino acids)
Biological process (GO): replication fork processing; mitotic intra-S DNA damage checkpoint signaling; resolution of meiotic recombination intermediates
Cellular component (GO): nucleus; Holliday junction resolvase complex
Molecular function (GO): DNA binding; crossover junction DNA endonuclease activity
Source: RefSeq, a predicted model, not a curated record